This is a messenger RNA of Halichondria panicea, 551 nucleotides long. RefSeq names its product macrophage migration inhibitory factor-like. Gene Ontology annotation, molecular function: phenylpyruvate tautomerase activity. The coding region runs from base 25 to 444 and encodes 139 amino acids. NCBI's taxonomy places the organism in Eukaryota, Metazoa, Porifera, Demospongiae, Suberitida, Halichondriidae. The record is from RefSeq and is a predicted model, not a curated record. The transcript has 3 exons.
CUGGGUGAGACACAGUGAAGUCACAUGUACGUUGAGUACACCAAUCAAACCAAUCUCACAAUAAUUAAAGAUCUACUCGUAAAAAAAUCAAGAAUGCCUUCUCUCACAAUUGCUACAAAUGUUCCUCGAGAUGCUAUCCCCAAGGACUUUAUAAAGGAUGCUGCUGAAGUGUUUCAGCAGGCAAUAGGCAAACCAAUAAAGUGGGUAUCUGUGCAUGUGCAGCCUGAUCAGAUGAUGAGCUUUGGCGGGACUGAGGAACCGUGUGCCUUGAUGUCAAUCACCUCCGUCGGCAAUCUAGGUGUUGAGGAAAACAAGAAGAUUUCUGCAUCCAUCUUCAAGUUGAUCAAGGAAAAGCUCAGCAUUGAAGGAACUAGGGCGUAUCUUGAGUUCCAUGAUGCACAACGUUCGGAAAUAGGAUACGAUGGCACCACUUUUGCCAAGUGAAUUAUUUAUGGACAGAUAAUCUCUCUCCUGAUUUCUAUAGUAUGUGUUAUUUGUGAAAAUUAGUAGGCUAUCUUAUUUGAUCUUAAUAAGUUGUUGGGUUUUCCCUU